AUGAGGACUGCACGGAAGGGGAGCGUGGAGAUGCCUGCAUUUGUCCGGCAGCUGGUGAAGGAGACAGAGAAGAGGGUCAGCUCCUUCUUCAAAGGAGGGGGGCAUGGAGGGGCAGAGCACACAGACGGGGAAAGAGAGGAGGUGAUCUCCAGCCCCUACCUGGACCGUCCCAUCCUGGACAAGUUGACUGAGGAGGGUUGCUCCUGCUGGGGCCUGACCUAUGCUCUGUGCAGCAUGCAGGGCUGGAGGGCAAACAUGGAGGACUACCACAACUGUGUGCCUCAGCUGGGCACAGGGCUGGCAGACUGGAGCUUCUUUGCUGUGUUUGACGGGCACGCGGGAAACCAAGUGGCACAGUACGUUUCACAACACCUGCUGGAUCAGGUCCUAGCUACAGGAGGGAUCGGGCCAGAGGACCACCCUGAUCGGGUGAGAGGGAGCUUCACAGAUGGCUUCCUACACACAGACAAACACCUGCUGACUGCAGCCCGCCGUGAGGGCUGGGAGCGGGGUGGCACCACCGUGACCUCCACUCUCAUCUCACCACGAUACAUCUACUUCGCCAACUGUGGAGACUCGCGUGCCAUGCUGUGCCAGGCAGGGCAGGUGUGCUUCUCCACUGAGGACCACAAGCCCUACAGCCCUCUGGAGAGGGAGCGCAUCGAGAGCGCCGGCGGCUCCGUGUCCCUGCAGCGCAUCAACGGCUCCUUGGCCGUGUCCCGAGCCCUGGGGGACUUCAGCUACAAGGGGACAGUGAACCGGCCGCCCACCCAACAGAUGGUGUCUCCGGAGCCAGAGGUGUGUGUGGUGGAGCGGUCGCCCUGGGAUGAGUUUCUGGUGCUGGCCUGUGACGGGGUGUGGGACACGGUCUCCAACGAGGAGCUAUGCGCCUUCAUCCAGAGUCGGCUGCGCGUCUGCACUGACCUCAGAGAUGUCUGUUCCCAGGUCAUUGACCUCUGCCUCUACAAGGGCAGUCUGGACAAUAUCAGUAUCAUCUUGGUCUGCUUCCCUGGCGCCCCCCAGCUCUCAGCAGAAGCAAUACACCAGGAGGCAGAGCUGGAAGACCUGCUGGAGUCCAAAGUGGCAGGUGCAGUGAUGUGGCGGUAG
Salvelinus namaycush (lake trout) is the source of this 1107-nucleotide messenger RNA. Its product is annotated as protein phosphatase 1A-like. The transcript is spliced from 3 exons. Gene Ontology annotation, biological process: protein dephosphorylation. The record is from RefSeq and is a predicted model, not a curated record. Gene Ontology annotation, molecular function: manganese ion binding; protein serine/threonine phosphatase activity; magnesium ion binding. Lineage: Eukaryota; Metazoa; Chordata; Actinopteri; Salmoniformes; Salmonidae. Bases 1 to 1107 code for a protein of 368 amino acids.